AUGGAUCGGAGACGAAGCGCGGCAGCUAAUGGAGCUGGUGCAACCGCAUCCAUCAACAACAGCGAGUGCUGGGAUUCCAUGUCGUAUCUCGAGAGCGCCUUCCACCAUGGCUUCAUGCGGCUGCGCCUCAAAACAGGCGACUUCGUGUACCACGAAGACCCGCGACUCACUCGAGAGCUUGACGAAUUCUGUGACGUUGACGGGAUGCAUACCCCCAAGGGUCCUGUGAUUCUGCUGGGCGAGAGUGGAAUGGGCAAAAGUGCCUUCCUCGCGAAUUGGGUCGUGCGGCGGAAGAAAAUGUUCCAGAACUGGCAGUCCUCGUACCCCGAGUUCAUCUUUGCGCACGUCGUAGGGUGUUCACGACAGUCCUGCUCUGUAUCAAAUCUGCUCGAGCGCAUUCUGCGAGAGAUCAAGGAGUACUUUGAACUCACCAAAGAGAUCCCUGACGUGGAAGAAAGACUAAGCUGGCAGUUCCCUCGGUUCUUGGAGUCCGCCUCGAAAAAAGGCCGCGUCAUUAUUGUGGUCGAUGGGCUGCACCGACUGCAUACCAACAACGGUGAGAGCAUCUUGAAGUGGGUCCCGCUAUCCUUUCCGCCCAAUGUUCGCAUUAUUUUCUCAGGGACGCUCAACUACCCCACGGCCAAGUUAUCCCAGACGAGUCUCAGUGCCCAAAUGAUCGAGAGGAUCAAAGUGGAGGCCGGCCGUCGCAACUGGAAGCUCAUACACGUCCUCCCACUCGCCGAAGAAAACCGGAGGGGCAUCGUCAAGAAAUUCAUCUCCAAGAAUUCCGACAGCAGCGACCAGGAUGAAGACGGAUCUCCAAGAAGAACGGGGCUGCAACUCUUUGAAAUCCAACAGAAUGCCAUCGUCGGCGUGCCGAUGAGCGCCAGCCCCCACUUUCUCAAGAACUUCCUUGUGUGCUUGUUCUGGGCGGUGAAGGAGGGAUUCAACAUCCACGCCGUAUUUGAAAGCUGGCUGGGCGCUGACAGUGUGGGUCAGCUGCUGGAAUCGGUACUCCGUAGCAUGGAGGCUGGAUACACGCCUGACCAACUCUCGACAGAUGAUGCCAUGCAGUUCUUGUUGGAGUACGGAGAAGACGCCAACCCCCAGUUGCCGCAGUUUUCUGGGCGUCGGUUCUCCCUCCACCAGAGCGAUACUCGAGCAAAAAUUGAGAUGGCACGAGCUGCUGCUGAGGCUGCAGUUCGUGAAACCAACGAUUCUCAGCGCCCUCUUGACUUUCUCCCACGUGAAGAUGACGACAACACCUCGAAUCCAGGGUGGAAUGAGAUCAAACGCGUGAAAAGUGUGCACGAGACCAAAGAGAUCCCGUCCGCAACAGGCUCCAUGCUGGAAGCCGUACGACACAAGCUCAAACGUUUUUCCACCGAGCCCAGAGGGAGCAAGAAUGGAUCCCUCAACAAGCUUGGCAACAGGCCAGACUAUCUCACGGGUGGACGCGUUGUGGUGCCACUGGGGGAGCUUCUUGGUCGAGCAUUGUGCCUUCUCUACGUCAGUCGUCACGGAUUGCUGCUGAAUGAACUGCGAUUUAUUCUCAAUGCUGUGGUGACUGAGGCACGUGGAAGCAUGGGACACCUGACAGCAUUUUCUGACGACGAGUGGCAAGCGCUCUUACGUGCGCUACGCACUUUGAGUGUGCUCUUCGUCCAGGAGGUUGUGGUAUUACCAAUGUGUAAAGAUAUACUGCGCGACGUCAUUUGGUGGCGCUACAUCGGCAGCGAGCGCGCGGAGCAGCAGUACCAUCAGUGGCUCAUUCGCUUCUUUCGUAUCCACCCAACCACUUUCCGUCGGGUCGAGGAACUGCCAUGGCAUCUCAAGCGUUGUUACCAGUGGGACGCUUUGCGUCAAGUUCUUGUGAACCUGCCCAUGUUUCAGCUUCUGUACACCGCCAACUACAAAUCCGAGCUUUUCGGGUACUGGAAGGUUCUCACCGAUGGUCCACUGCUCAACUAUGGCGCUGCAACGAGCCCGUCCGACCCACCGGUCUACGUGAUGACCUUCGAUAUUGUCAAGGAGUAUGGCAAGAGCAUUGACGACUGGUAUCACAGCGCCCGCCCCAGCACCAAGAACUUUACUGCGAUUGUGCAACUCGUCACUCGCUUCAUGUAUGAAUUCUGUCUGUCGUAUCAACGCCCGUUGCCCCAGUUUGUACAUGCACCGUUCGACCUAAAGAGGCUUUACUUGGAUGGGUUCCUGUUUGUCGAGAAUUUACCACACGUCCAGACAGUCGGCAAUUCAGCUGUAGGCGCCACCUCUGGAGCCACGCUGUCUUCAGUGUCAUCAAUUGGUUCACCCGGUUUAGGUGGCUUAUCCACCAUGGAAAGCACAUUAUCGACUGCGUCUUCUGCUCUGCUAGCAGCACUAGACAAUUUCCCACCGGCAUCGAAUGCCCCGAGCAUCGCGACGUUGAGCUCCACUAUCAAGGACAAGGAAGCGCUCAAAAACUGCUUCUUCUUCUACCAGCGAUGGGUCUGGAUCCAGUUUCCGUGGCUUGCACUUGGCCGGGAUAUUGUUGUCCGUGAUCCAGUCGUGCAGAAUCCUAUUCUCGAGAAGGCGAAUGGUUCCAAUGUUGGUAGCAACAACAACAUUAGACGACAUGAUGCUGGCGACUCCAAAACAGCGCUGACGCCUGCUUCAUCACAAGCUCGCUCUGGGCUGUUCGAUGCACGGUUUUGGGAUGUCAAGAAGAGUAUGUUUGACCCCACCACGCGUCGGCCUCGAGGCGCAAUGACUUCUUCACAGCUGGCUGCAGUGAAGAACGCAAGUGUGUUGAUGACAUCGGUCCCGACCUCGCUCGUGAACCAGACCGUGGAUGUGAUAUCCCCCGAACAUCUCUUUCGGAAAAAGACCGCAUACACAACAGUGAAAGGUGUGCUGACAUCAUCUGUACGCCGCCUCCCCACUGCAGCUCUGAAGCCAUCAGCGUCGUUACCCUCGCUGCAAGAGCAACGAACACAAACCCAAAAUCCGACAACAACCGCUGGCAACCGAAAGGAGUCUAAAAAGCCGGACCUGGAGCUCGAUAGUAUUGCCAGCACGGAAGACUUGGUGACCAUCGCGACAUCCUUCGGGUUACCCGCCCACUUCCAGGACUACCCUCAGUCUGACUGGGAUCUAAAGCAGUCGUACAACCAUCGAGUAGUGCUAAAACUCCAAACUCUGUACGACACCGUGAAGACUGAAGUGGCUCAAAAGCAAAAGUACCUUCAGGAUGUGAAGCGCAAGAUUCGUGAGACUACACGGCGGUACGAAGUGACGAUGCGUGAGUGCGAUAUGGCAAAGCACGCCGCGGAGGAAAUGAGCUCUCGCCUAGCAAAGCUUGAGCAGGUGACGAGAAACAUCGACUACCAGGAAAAGACCCAUCGCAAGCUCAUCCGUGGAUGUGAGCUGUUCCCAGCCUGCGCUCCAGCACACUUUGAAGCCAACAAGAAGGAGCUGCGUCUGUUGCAGAUGAAGCUCAAAGAUCUCCAGGCUGAGAAGAAGGUUCUCCUCAUGAAGAAGGCCCAUCUGCAGAAUGAGGAGCUCCCUGUCGUGCGAAAGGCAGUUGAGAAGAGCAAACGCUUGUUGUCUGCUGUCGUUGACAAGCUCGAACGAUCCCGCGAGAAAGUAGCCCACGAUCAGGCUUCGUCCGACAAGUUGUAUCAACGCCGACUGGAGAUGAUUGAAAGCGUACGGACGGCCAACGGGAAAUCGUCCAGCUCGACUGUCGAAGAAGAGGCUCGGAAGCAAGCCCGACAAACGUUUAGUGCGACCACGCGUUCGUUAGCGGCCAAAGUCGCUCUGCAGCAGUGCGAAUCCAUGUGUGAAAAAAUCCAAAAGGCCACCGGUUUCUCCAAGAUGGAGCUCAUUCUCCAGAAAUUCACACGGCGCGAGGAGCUUAACGCGAGCUUCGAGGAGCAGGCCAAACUGUACGAAGCGCGACUGAAGCAGAUCAAACUCAACCAAGCCGAGCUUGAGGAGCAGCUCCACUCACUGGAAAUCUCUCAGGCGACAGCUUCAACAGAAGAUCCUCGGCUACUGGAGCAGAAGCUGCGGGCGGCUGAAGUGGAGCUCGCACGCGCAGAGUAUACCCAGGCGAGUCUCCUGACGAGCUCAAAGGAAGUGAUUGCAGGUGCCGCGCGAAUCGUGAAGCUCAUGGGCAUUACCAACUGCUCGGACCCGUACCAAAACGCCAUCCCUGCUGCUCGUCUCUGGCCACCGCCCGUGGGCUACGAAGGGGAAAACAGCCUCACGUCCGAGUUCGAAACCCUCGAGCCACCGGCAAUCACAGCGCUACUGCAGCUGUGCCAAGACCGAGCGACACUCAUGAUCGAUGCAGUACGUCCAUUCAUUGUUGCUGGCUGCAUCUUGCUUGUUCUUGCCCACUCUUGCGACUCUGGCGCUAACUUUUCUGGUACUUUGUCCCUGUUCUCUGUAGACUGA
Phytophthora sojae is the source of this 4440-nucleotide messenger RNA. RefSeq lists its product as hypothetical. The transcript is spliced from 7 exons. The record is from RefSeq and is a predicted model, not a curated record. Bases 1 to 4440 code for a protein of 1479 amino acids. NCBI's taxonomy places the organism in Eukaryota, Oomycota, Peronosporomycetes, Peronosporales, Peronosporaceae.